AUGGCAUAUGUUAUGUCAGAUUUAUCUUCGCCAUCACCAAGCAGUGACGAGGAAUCUGCACGAUGGAGUUCGUGCUUGAGUGCCGACGACGUUAGGGUCUACCAUCCGCGUGGCGUAGAUUGGGAAGGAGAAUGCUCAAAGUUAUGCCAUGCAAUCCAGGAUGCAACUCGCCGCUCCACAACUGUCAUAUUCACAACAAUAAAAGCAAUCGACACCUGCAACACCUCGGAGAAAUAUAUCUACUUCCCCGAUGAUUUCUACCCCGUCAUCAACGCCGACCUCAACGGCUCCUUCCAUUCAAAAUAUAUAAUCGACGAAGAGGGCAAGAUAGCAAGUCAUAUAUCAUGGAGCUGCUUCAAAAUCAAAAAAAUCGACGCAAACGAAGAAUCCCCAGAAAUCACCUACAGGUGGCUCCAAGUAUCAGUCCUGGUCCAGUUCCACGCAAAAACCGGCCAACAAGUAGUCUUCUUCAUCGACCUCCCCAGCGACCACGAAGAUUCAAUAACCAGCAAAUCACUCUCCUGUUCUCGCCAUGACAACGAGAACCCGUUUAUCUGGCAUACCAUUCUCUCUCGCCAGGUAAAGUCUCUCUACGACGAUACGGUUUGGUCUAUACGAAACCUUGUACGGCCAGUGGAAAAGAGCGAUUCAAUUGAUUCCAAUUCUCCAAUGUUCCGGACUUUGCAGGCACGAAAUCAAAAGAAACCCCCGGCGCCUAAUUUCCCCAACCUACACGAUAUAGCGCGUCAUGUUUCGCAUGCGAAUGAGAUUCUACAGGUCGCUGAACAUACGCUGGAUCGGCUGGUUCAGGCACAGAUAUCCUGGAAAACGGAGUACUAUGACGGUAAUACUGGACCUGCCAAGCGGAAUCGCAUGAUUUGCCUUCAAAACAAGCAGGAUCUGCUGUUUUUGGCUAAAGAAAUACAUUCUCUGAAGACGAGGUCUGCAUCUUUGAGUGAGAGGUUGCAGAACGAAAUCAAUUUGGCAUUCAACAUCGUCUCCCAAAACCUCGGAACAAACGCGCAAGGCGACAACGCCAUGAUGAAAACCAUCGCAAUCGUCAGUCUGGUUUAUGUACCAGGGUCAUAUGUCUCCAGCCUCUUCGGAAUGAACUUCUUCGACAUGGGAUCAGAAGAAGAAUUCACCGUUUCGAACCAUUUCUGGAUUUACUGGAUCAUUACGAUUCCCUUGACGGCUGUCACGGUGUUGAUCUGGGCGAUAUGGCAUUGGUCUGAUAAGAUUGGCAGGCUACGGAAGCCGCAUUUGGUGUAA
Aspergillus glaucus CBS 516.65 is the source of this 1272-nucleotide messenger RNA. RefSeq lists its product as uncharacterized. Gene Ontology annotation, molecular function: metal ion transmembrane transporter activity. The coding region runs from base 1 to 1272 and encodes 423 amino acids. The transcript has 8 exons. Gene Ontology annotation, biological process: transmembrane transport; metal ion transport. Gene Ontology annotation, cellular component: membrane. The record is from RefSeq and is a predicted model, not a curated record. NCBI's taxonomy places the organism in Eukaryota, Fungi, Ascomycota, Eurotiomycetes, Eurotiales, Aspergillaceae.